GGUCAGCGGGAGGGAGGUAAAGGAAGGCGUGGCUGGGCUGUCUGCGGUGUUAUAAGGCGGCGGUGGUGAUGGCUUGGCACCAUUCGAGCUCUCGCCGCAGUCACUACCGCCCUCGCCACUUCCACAACCAUGAAGUGCUUCGUGCUUGCUCUGCUCGGCCUGGUCGCCCUGGUCGCCGCACGCCCCGACAGCGUGUUUGACCUGGACCUGGACGACAUCCACCAGGACAUGGACAUCUCCGACGGCGCCACCAUCACCGGCACCUACCGCUGGAGGUCCCCCGAGGGUGACGAGUACUUUGUGCGCUACAUCGCCGACGAGGACGGCUAUCGCGUGCUGGAGUCCAACGCCGUGCCCGUCACCGCCGACGGCACGCCUGCCAACGGCGCCCAGGGAUCCUUCUCCUCCGAGGAGGACGACGACAGCCGAUUUGAUUAACUUCCUCAACGACCAGGCCGACCACCACGCUCGACGACCUCUCCAAUCACACGGCACGCAGGAACCAGACUGUCUCUACGCGCCGCCGCCGCGCCUGUUCCUGCAGUUUUCCUCUUUCCUGAGGCAUGACGCGCGUCCCGCGGCUCAGCGUCCUGAGCCUCGCCGAGCGAUAGACCGGGGUACCACAUCCUCCCGCUAUUGUUUUUUCUUCCUCUUACUGUCUUCUUCAGUAUUUAUAGGAAAUAUACUUUCCGAAAACCAA
This is a messenger RNA of Scylla paramamosain (green mud crab), 700 nucleotides long. RefSeq lists its product as uncharacterized. The transcript has 2 exons. The coding region runs from base 130 to 438 and encodes 102 amino acids. The record is from RefSeq and is a predicted model, not a curated record. Lineage: Eukaryota; Metazoa; Arthropoda; Malacostraca; Decapoda; Portunidae.